Molecule: messenger RNA, 3928 nt
Organism: Cuscuta europaea
Lineage: Eukaryota; Viridiplantae; Streptophyta; Magnoliopsida; Solanales; Convolvulaceae
Source: the annotation of a GenBank genome assembly
CGUCUCAAACUCAAAAUAAUUCAAAUAAAAACUAAUGCACCAAAUUAUAGCUCAGGGAUGACAUCAUAAUCCUUCUCCCUCAAGACAUCGGAAAUCCAUAUGAAAUUCACCAUCGCUGCCGAAUCCCUUGCAUAAGAUUCGCGAGAUCAACACUGGAAAGGAGAAAUUGGAACAUUUUAGGGCAAAAAUAUGGAUUUUGAGUUGAGAAGAGCGAGAGAGAAGCUGGAAAGAGAGCAGAAGGAGAGGAAAGAGAAGGCCAAGUUGAAAUUGGAGAGGGAGAGGAAAUUUAAACAAGAGGCUAUCCUGCAACGGGAAGCAAUUGAAGCCGCCCAACGCGCUCGCCGUCUUCAUGCUGCUGAAGCCGAAGCUAAGGCAAACCAGCAAACAGAGGAAAACCUUAUAGCUGGACGUGGAAUCGUUUUUUGCCGUGUUUUAGAAGCUGUGCCUUAUCAUGGGAGUGGAGAUAAAAUAAAACUGCCAUCAUCUUGUUUUACAGAAUUAUCUGAACAAGGUGCCUUUGAGAAAGGACCUCUACACUUCUCUUUGUCUGUGAUUCAUCAAAACAUUCCCUCAAAUGGAAACAAUGAAACACAUGCUGGUGUUUUGGAGUUCACUGCAGAGGAGGGUUUCACACAACUCCCCCCUCACAUAUGGACUAAUCUAUUCCCUGCUGAACACCCCACUUCUCCUACAAUUGAAGUGAGGUAUGUGUGGUUACCAAAAGGAACUUAUGCCAGACUUCAGCCUGUUGAAACAGGGUUCUCCGACAUCCCUAACCACAAGGCUGUUCUUGAAACAAGCCUUCGACAACACGCCACACUAUCGGAAGGAGACAUUCUCACUGUUACACACGGUGUACUGACAUACCAUUUACGUGUUCUUGAGUUGAAACCUACUUCCAGUGUAUCUGUUCUGGACACAGAUAUAGAGGUUGAUGUAAUGGGUGCGGACCCCACUUCAAAUGGAACCACAACAAGUCAACCUAUACUAAGACCUCUAACAUUUGGGAAGCCAGAAAGUGGAGUCAUUGAGGAGGGAAACUAUACAUACUAUAAAUUCUCAUUAGAUGAAGGCACUUGGGCAAGGGUUUCCUCUGGGGAUGCUGAGAUAGAGGUGAAGAUAGACUCGACAGCAGAUGAUGGAGACACUGAUUUGUAUGUUUCCAGUCACCCGCUGUUAUUCCCAACACAACAUCAACACGGAUGGUCAUCCCAUGAUGUCGGUUCGAAAUCCUUGGUUCUUGGUUCCCAAGGCUUGGGAGUAGGUUCUUACACUAUUGGCGUUUAUGGUUUCAAGGGAACUACCAAGUUUUCACUUUCAGUGGCUGUUCAAGACAAGUUGAAGUCAAAGGUGGGACGACAAACAUCACAUGCUGAGACAAUGGACACUGUUGAAUGCCGGAAUUGCAAGCAUUGCAUACCUUCCAGAAGUAUAGCGCUACAUGAGGUUUACUGUGCAAGGCACAAUGUAGUGUGUCAGUAUGUCAAUUGUGGGAUUGUUCUUAGGAAAGAAGAGGCAGAGAACCAUGUCCACUGUGGGAAAUGUGGACAAGCUUUUCAAAAAGAAGAGAUGGAGAAACAUGUAAAAGUUUUCCAUGAGCCACUUGCUUGCCCGUGUGGUGUUGUCCUUGAGAAAGUAAUGAUGAUGCAACAUCAAUCGUUUGAGUGCCAUUUGCGGUUGAUUACAUGCCGCUUCUGUGGAGACAUGGUUCAAGCUGGGAAUUCAGCCACGGUAAAUGCAAGAGACCGGCUUAGAGGACUUACAGAGCACGAGAGUUUGUGCGGGUCAAGAACAGCCCCUUGCGAUUCAUGUGGCCGAGCAGUUAUGUUGAAGGAUAUGGACAUUCACCAAAUCGCCGUUCACCAAAACAACUGAUCUAAGCUAAUUAUGCUAUUCCACAUGGUUACCCACACAUUCUUAUCUUUGCUUCUUUCACAAGGAAGAAAGAGUGCCUAUGUUUAUCUGCUCCGUGCACCUACAUAUUCUGUAUACAUUUGCCAAAAGCCCAAAAAGAUGGACCGGAACACCACUGCUACUCUGAUCCCAGCCCUGAGUUGGUCGAUGCAGGGCUGUUUUCUGCAGCACCAGUUAUAUUUAUUUGUAGGCUAUUGUUAUAAUUAUCAUUUUUAGCAUUGCUCCCUGCCUCAAAUUGUAGUUCAAUUUGUGUUCUAUUUUAAGUUAGGGAUGGACAAAACGGUUUGAUUCAGUUGAAUUGAACCAAACUGAAAAUUGGGACUUUGGUUUGGUUUGGUUUGGUUUGGUUUGGGUUCAUUGAAGUAAACUACGGAGUAUUUGGUAACAAUUUGUUCAAACUAAAUAGUUUGAUUUGGUAUGAUUUUAAUUAUUUUUAAAUAGAAAAAUUGUCAAUUGAACUGAACAUUUUUUAAUAUUUAUUAAAAUGUAUUGUAUUUGUCUUAACUAUUUAUCUUUAUGAUAUAAAUAAAUAACUUAGAAAUGAACAUUGCAUAUAUCAUUUUAAUAUUUAAAAACAUCAUACAUGGCAUUUGUUAUUUUUGUACUCCGUAUGAAAAGAUAUUGUCAAAGACAAUGAUAUUGUGGGCUAGGAUUAUAGUUUUAUUUAUUAAUAUAAAGUUUAUGUUAUGUUUUCUAGUUUGGGCCUAUUAUUAGUAGAGUAGUUAGUAGAGUUAAUGCAGGCCUAAUUAGGGUUUGAUUAAUUUGGACUCGAUUAGGGUUUCUGAGUCUCUUACUAGAGGACUAUUUAUACCCCUUGCCAUGGUUGAGUCUUGCUUAUCUUGAAAUAAAAUUGGAGUUUAACCUUUUGGCUCUGGCCAACGGUUUAUAUGGUUAAUUAUUUGGGCAACAAAUUUAUUUCGUUGAUUUUUAUUUUUCUGUUCUCAUCAAUUGGUCUGAUCCGUCAGAUCCCGUCCCGCCGGAAUGACGAGAUCAAUCACAGAAUGUUUGUCAAAGACGGAGGCUGAACAGGUUUUGAUGAACCAGAAACUCGAUGUGUAGUCGUGCAGGGAGCGAAACUAGACGCACAAGGAAUCCAACUGGCGGAUAUCGCAGCCUCCUUGGAUGUGCUCACAAAGGCUCUCUCGCCGCUGGCGAUGGAGGAGCAUUCAUUGGUGGUGGCUUCACUCAACGCGGCAGCGGCAUCCACGUUCGGAACUGGAUUGUGCAGCAUCUCUCUCACGACGUUGCACUCGUUUGACGGAGAAGACCUGAUCGGGUGGGUUGAUAGGGUUGAGCAACAGUUCGAACUGAACGGUACUCAACUGGGAAAGAAGGUGGCAGCCGAUGUAGUUGUGAUGAAAGGAUAAGUUGUAUAGUGGUUGACCCGGUUAUGGGCAUGAAAGUCGGGCAUAUCAUGGGAUGAGCUUACACAGUGACACAGCGUUGAUGGCUCGUUUUGACUCACGGUUUAAGGGCAAUCGCUUUGAACGACUGUCUGGAGUCAAGCAGACAAGGACUGUGGAGGGGUACAUCUCAAUUUUUGUUCAACUAACAAGUUAAGUCCAAAGGCUAUCUGACGAUCAUUAUUUGGGGUAUUUCAUGAGUGGGCUGAAAGGAUCGCAUGGCAGCUUUUCUAAAGAUACUGGGCAGCCCCUGGGGACAAAUGUGAACCGGUCUCUGAAUUUCAACCUUGAGGACAAGGUUGUUUCCAAGGAGGAUGGAUUGAUAGAGAGCAGAGAGAUCAAGGCGCGUGAACGGGCUUGGGCCCACCUCUGUGGGCUGGUUGUGGGCUAGGAUUAUAGUUCUAUUUGUUAAUAUAAAGUUUAUGUUAUGUUUUCUAGUUUGAGCCUAUUAUUAGUAGAGUAGUUAGUAGAGUUAAUGUGGCCCUAAUUAAGGUUUAAUUAAUUUGGGCUUGAUUAGGGUUUUUGUUGGAUCUCUUACUAGAAGGUUAUUUGCACCUCUUGCCGGAGUUCAGUCUUGCUUAUCUUGAAAUAAAAUUGGAAUUUAGCCUUUU